This is a messenger RNA of Triticum urartu, 1413 nucleotides long. Lineage: Eukaryota; Viridiplantae; Streptophyta; Magnoliopsida; Poales; Poaceae. The record is from RefSeq and is a predicted model, not a curated record.
AUGCCCGGAUCACGGUGGUUCCAGCGCAUCAGCCGUCCUGUGGCGCCACCACCGCCUAUCGAGUACAACGAUCAAGGCAUAGUCGACAGCCUCACUGAAAAUAACCAGAGAAGCAUGUGGGCUAGCAGAAGGAUAGGGGAGGACCAACAACUGUACGUAGUCCACGUGCAGGGAGCCGCUGGCAUCGGUCUCCCGACUACGCUGCUGGUCAAGAAGUUCCAGAAUGCAAACCCAGCACUACUAGUGGAUGACAAUGUCAAGAACCGCUGCAAGUUGGAGAUGACUCUGUUAGCCAGCAUCUCUCAUGACAACAUCAUCAAUGUGCUACACUUCAUCCAGAGGGAAGACGCGAUCAUGCUCGUCUACGAGUACCCCGUGAAUGGCAGCCUUGACUACUGGCUGCACCGGCGGGAGGGGGGCGAGCAGCCACUGAGCUGGCCGCAGACGAUUGCCAUCGCCAUCGGCUUGGCCCAAGGUCUCUGCCACUUGCAUCACCGAUGCAACAGACCGAUUGUCCACCACAACAUCAACUCUGAAAACAUCUUGCUUGAUCAGAAUUUCAAGGCCGUGAUAGCCAGCUUUGGCAUUGCGCAGAUGAACAUUGCCGGGCUUAACCAACCAUUGCCGAUCGGGGACAUUCCAGUUGGUAACUUUGGGUAUGCAGCUCCAGAGUAUGGUGUCGCGGCAAGCCAGCUGACGGAGAAGGUAGACAUUUACAGCUUCGGUGUGCUGCUGCUGGAGCUAGUCACAGGGAAGUUGGCCAAUGGAGCAGAUGGUCUAUUGGCGAUUUGGGCUCAGGACAACUGCAAUGAAUUGAUGGCAAACCAUCUGAAAAUGUUCAAGAUUGUCGUGGACAAGGGCAUCCCUGAUCAAGCGCGGUACAUGGAGGAGAUGGCGGCCGUGUUCAGGCUGGGUGUGGAUUGUACCGUUGGAGAUCCGAAGCAAAGGCCGUCCAUGCAGAUAGCUCUCAAACGACUGUGCCGCAGCCGUGGGCGUGGCCCAUUCUGUGGCCUCCUCAUCCUUUCAGUUUCACAGUCCCGAAUCACCAAUCUGAGAAUCGCUAUCGCCAACACCAAGAAGGGCAACAUGACAAGCAACACCUUCAUCGCCAAGAUGAAGAGCCUCGGCGACGAGCUAGCUGCCGCUGGUCGUCCGGUGACAACGGUGAAGGAUCAGGAGUCACAGUCCCGAAUCACCAAUCUGAGAAUCGCUAUCGCCAACACCAAGAAGGGUAACAUGACAAGCAACACCUUCAUCGCCAAGAUGAAGAGCCUCGGCGACGAGCUAGCUGCCGCUGGUCGUCCGGUGACAGAUCCAGAGAUGGUCGAUUACAUCCUUGCCGGGCUUGAUCAGUACUACGAUCCCAUCGUUGCAGCAGUUGGUGCCAUCGAGAACUCCAUCAGACUACCCUGA